UUAAGCUCAUGUUCUCUCUCUGUUUCUCCUCCUCAUAGCAGCUACACCUGGGCUCAUUUCUGUUCAGCUGUGACCCCUUCCUGGAGGGAAGCUGAGCUGCUGCCAACAACAUCAGGUUCCCUUUCAGUGGAUGACACACCUGGAUCCACUCCGGCCACAAGCAGAACCAGGACUGAACUAAACACAGGAACAACAGAGACUGGUGAAACCUCUGAAUCCCAGUAGGCCCAGUAUGAACCAUCUUCAUGAUGAGCUCCUAGGAAGGAGGCGUCGUCUCUGAAAGCAGCCAAAGACCUGAACUGUGACGUUCAGGAAGCAGCAGAUAAAAAAGCUUAAAGUAGGAAGUCUUCAGAGUCUGGAGCCACAUCCUGAUCACAUCAAGAGACGAAGCUUCACUCCACAUCAGAGGAAACAUGGAGCAAACGGCUCUGAUGCUGCUUCUGUGUCUCUGCAGCUCAGCUCUGUCUGAUGAAGUCAGACUGGCAGCAGGAAGGAGUCGCUGUGGUGGCCGACUGGAGAAGAAGGAUCUGGGAGACUGGAAACCAGUGAAUUAUUGGAAGUGGGACCGGAACCUUACAUCAGCAUCUGUAGCUUGCAGACAGCUGCACUGUGGAUCUGUGGUGUCGAUACAAAGAGAUGAUGACGACAAUCUACAGAUCAUCUGCUCAGACUCAGUCAGGCUGGUUCAAGGGACCAACNUU
Molecule: messenger RNA, 701 nt
Organism: Poecilia latipinna (sailfin molly)
Lineage: Eukaryota; Metazoa; Chordata; Actinopteri; Cyprinodontiformes; Poeciliidae
Product: CD5 antigen-like
Exons: 3
Cellular component (GO): membrane
Source: RefSeq, a predicted model, not a curated record